Ostrea edulis (European flat oyster) is the source of this 2180-nucleotide messenger RNA. RefSeq lists its product as uncharacterized. NCBI's taxonomy places the organism in Eukaryota, Metazoa, Mollusca, Bivalvia, Ostreida, Ostreidae. The transcript is spliced from 8 exons. The coding region runs from base 933 to 1721 and encodes 262 amino acids. The record is from RefSeq and is a predicted model, not a curated record.
UUUUUUUUUUUUUAGGGAGAGGGCUACAACUCCUUAGGAUCUCCGUAAUGGUGCAAAUGCGAGAGUGAUUCACUCCCGCAACAUUUGCGCUCAUUCUAAACAUUUCCUGACUUUCUUUACGUAAAUAAAAUGAUAUUCUAUAUAUGUUUCUUAGUCAAUAUAUAAAUUUACAACCUGCAACUUAAGAUUUGUGAGGUUCUAUUCUACCGUUUUCAACAAUUUCGAUAAAUUCCAAUUUCUCCAUUCAUAUUUGUGCGCCAUGUUUGAUGUACUGAAGUUUCAACUUCCGAUUGUCAAGUCAUUUGCAUAUGCCAUAUAAGGUAGUAUUUACAUCAAUGGACAAGUAUGGAGGCGAAAGCUAUUUCGUCGGUAUUGAAAAGGUUUGAAUUUAAUAUCAAAUUAAAAACCGAACAGCAGAGUGUAAAUUCUUUCUGCAACAAGAUGAUUUUCCUUUCUUUGUCGAAGUGGCUCGAGUAACAACAUUUUCGCGUUGAUUGUCCAUGGGCGCACUUGUUUCAUAAGCCGGGUCAAGCCGGUUGGUACUUCCGGAAGCGGGUAAGUCACUUGUUUCAAAUAUUUUUGAGCCGCCGGGCGAUCAGAAAGUAGCCCGGAUUGCCCGAAAAAAUACGAGCGGGCACAUGGAAAACAAAAUGGCCGAAAACGGAGAUGGAUGUUGAAAGACGACUAGAUCGCUGGACUUGUUGUAUUUGUCACCAAAGAGCUCCACUCCAUUCUCUAGCAUCAUUAGAAGCACAAGAAAAUUCCAAAAAAAAACGAAAUCUAUAUAGACGGAGAUUACAGAAUCUACCUGCGUUGUCCAGAGUGUAGUUUUUGCUUUCAUGCCAGUUGUGCCGAAUACGAACUUGAACUCUUCCUAACCAGGGAACUCGCUGGAACAUUGUGUGAAAAGUGUGCAUGUGCAAAAAACUAAGAUGUCUACAUCAAAGGUUAUAUCUGUUACUGUCACAAGAAAUGGUGUUGCUACUAAAAUUUCAACUCGAGAAGUUGCAAAUAUGCUGAUGUCCAAGGAAAUAGAUUCAAAGGUAAAAGAAAUUAUCGUAAAUGAACUCCUAUCUCCACCCACACUGUCAUCUGCAAGACAGUCACCACCAUUGCCUGGUCCUUCAGCACCACCAUUGCCUGGUCCUUCAGCACCACCAUUGCCAGGUCCUUCAGCAGUACAGGAGGAAGAUACAAAUGCAACGUGGGAUGUGCAGAGCAUAAAACUGCUGAAGAGGGUCUUUCAUGAAAUAGAGAGCUCUUCAAAAUUGGUCAAAAAUAAAUGGCAAAGGGUGGCCAGUGAUGUGAACAAAGAAGGAUACCAUUUCUCAGCAGAACAGUGCAGACUCAAAAUAAAGGGUCUGAAAUCAAAAUAUGAUCGACAAAAGAAAAAAAAUAACACUUCUGGCGAGUCACCAGCUUCUGAUGAAGAUGAGGAUGAUUUUGAUGUUUUUGAAAAAAUCCCGGAUAUGAAACCCAAAGCAGUCCUGGAUUCAGGAAAUUCAAGAAAAAGGUCACCUGCUGAUGAUUCGUCAUCUGAUGAAAUAGAGCCUGUACCAGUGAAAAAGAAAGUCCCACCUAAAAGAUCAGCAGAGAUUUUGCAAGUGAUGUUAAAAGACCUAAUGGAAAGAAGAGAAGAAAAGGCAGAACAACGACACCAGGAAAAGCUUGCCACUGCCAACUCUCUCAUAGAAGUUUUGAAAGAGUUGGCAAAGAAAUGAUAUUACUGAGAUUUACUUUAAUAAGUUAAUGUACAGUAACUACAGACAGUAGAAAACUUUAUUCUUUUUUACCUGCUUUGGGUUUCAUAUCCGGGAUUUUUUACCUUAAGGUUUCAAUCACUUAUGAAGUCUUAUAAUUUUGUAUCUCAAAUUAAGUUUCGGAACAAUGUUUUGACUCUAUUUUUAGGUCACCCGAGUAAACUCGGGUCAUUUGUUGCAAUUGGUCUGUGUCCGUGUUGAUCCAUGGAAAUGUUUGUAUUGUUACCUGAUUAGAGGCAAUUGCAUACAUAUACACGAGCCUUACAAAAUAAAUCUUUAUCAUACCCAUAUCAGGAUGAUAUGGAAUCAGUUAUUUUUUCUUAUGUUGAUGACUAUUUUUGUUUAUGUUGAUAACAUUUUUUUUCUGUUGAUAAUUUUUGUUCUUGUUGAUGAAUACAAUAAAUGAUAAAAAAAAAUGUU